This is a messenger RNA of Paramecium tetraurelia, 2376 nucleotides long. RefSeq lists its product as uncharacterized. The transcript has a single exon. Lineage: Eukaryota; Ciliophora; Oligohymenophorea; Peniculida; Parameciidae. The record is from RefSeq and is a predicted model, not a curated record. Gene Ontology annotation, biological process: phosphorelay signal transduction system; phosphorylation. Gene Ontology annotation, molecular function: phosphorelay sensor kinase activity.
AUGUUUAUUUUGCGAUAUGCAAAUUCCUAGAUUAAGGCCAUUGGAACCAUACUAUGCAUCUAAAUAGAUCUAAUUUGUUUGAUAAUUUUGAAUUUCAUAAAUCUCAAUGUUACCACCUAUGCAUAAUUAAUAUUGUGUUAAUACAUCUCAAAGGACUUAUUUAGAUAAACAGGAUCAUCCGGAUAUUAUAUAAUUAGUCCCAGAUCUCUUUACUAUGGCACUCUUUUCAUUGGGAGUAUAUUUCAAAUAGUUUAUACUCAAGUGCAAAGCAAUUUCACUGCAGAAUCUCCACAACUAAUCCUCUGUUUGUUAAUGUCCGUCCUGGAUAAUGGGAGAAUAGAGGAGAAGAAACCCUAAAGAAUUUAAUAGACAAUUACUGUGCCAAUCGACACUGCUACAGCAAACAAGAUAGAUGGUUUGGCCAAAAAAGCACUCUCUAUAAUAGAUCAACCUUCCUAAGAUCAAUCUAAAGAAAGCUUUCGAAAGGGAUAUGAUGAUUUUAGCAACAUUUAAUAAUAUUACAUCAAUCCAGAAAUAAUCUAUAAUUCUUUGGAAUACUUCUCGGAAGGCUUGAUAAUUUUAAAUGUUUUGGAUGAACAAACUCACACCUACAAAAUAUCGUAUAUGAAUAAUGCUACCAGAAUACUUUUUGGCAAAGAUUAGGAUGUAGAUAUCCUUUAUAUCUUGGAAAACCUAUCCUCCCUACAUAUACAAAGUCAAGAUUUCUUUGAUGACUUCAAUUCAAGGAGAGAUUCUGCCCAGUAAAAAGUCGGAAAUCUCUCCUCCUCAAAACUCUGUAAAUCUCUGUUUCCAACUAGAGAUUUCAUGUUCUGUUCAUUGAAGUAGGCUUUGACUGAUAUUCAAUUGCAUGAGAAAUAUUAAACCAUGAAUAUGAACAUGAAGGACUUAAUAGAGAAGAUUAUUAAAUCAAGGAGACAAGACUCGAUUACUGUAAACACUCAUGUGGAUUUCAAUUUCAUAGACAAUUAGAAACAAAUAAAGAUAUCCCAGAAUCUUGCGUAGUCAAGACAAGAUAAUGAUAGAUUGAUGGAGUUCAAACUCACUUUACAAAGGGAGAAAACCAUCUUGAUCGUCUGUAGGGAUGUGACUCAUCGUUAGAAGAUUCGAUACUUAAGAGAAUAUGAUAUUUAAAAGUCGAAAAUGCUUUCAUUUGUGAGUCAUGAAUACAGACAACCUUUGGGAUGCAUCAUCUAGAUGAUUGAAUGUGCCUUACAAUACAAGGUCAUACAAAAAAAUGUAGAAAUCACUGAAGAUUUACAGGCAGCCUUGGAUAAUUCAAAGUAUAUGUUGAAUUUGUCUAAUGAUUUGUUGGACUUGGCCUAAAUUAAGAAUGGAAAGUUCAAGAUACAGAAGGUACCUUUUAAUUUAGAGAAACUGAUUGCAGAUUCUAUUAAGAUGUUUGCUCUGAAAGCCAAAAUAAAGGAUCUGCAAUUGGUUUGUGAUUAUAAUCUCUCUCUUCCUAAAUUUAUUAUCUCUGAUAAAAAUAGAAUCAAACAAAUAAUUGUCAAUCUCUUAAGCAAUGCAUUUAAGUUUACUUGUACGAGAAUACAAGUAAUAGUUGAUCUGUAAGGCAACUAAAAACUGAGGAUAGGAGUCAAAGAUGAUGGGAUAGGGAUCAGCUAAGAGGAACAAUAGGUUUUGUUCAAAGCAUUUUCAAAAGUAAAUUCAGAGGAGAGCAAGAAACUCAAUGAACAAGGUGUAGGAUUGGGUUUGGUGAUUAGCAAUUAGAUAGCCCAAAAUAUUGGUUGUUCAGGAUUGAAUAUAGAAUCUAACAAAGAUCAAAAUAAUCAUUUUUCUUUCUUUUACUUCGAUAUAAUGAUGGAAAUACCAACAAACAAAAAAAAAGUGCCCAGCUUCAAAAUCCCCUAAAUCACGCCCCAAUAUUAGGAAGUCGAUGAAGUUACGACCUUCAAUUAGGAAUGCCAAAAGAUUGCCCUGGAGGUGUUUCCACAAUGUUGUCAUUAUUUGAUUGUUGACGAUGAUUGCUUUAAUGGAUACGCCUUCAAGAGGAUUCUAAUGGGAUUGUAGAGCAAGUACGCCUUAUCCUUUUAAUAAUUUGAUGUAGAAUAUGUUUCAUCUGGGAAAGACUCACUUUCAAAGAUCUAAGAGAAGAAAUGCAAUAAGGAGUGUUAGGGUUACAAACUAAUUUUCAUGGAUGUAGAAAUGCCUGUUAUGAAUGGGAUGCAGACCACAAAAUAACUCUUGAACAUCAAUCCCAAAUAGUUGAUUGUCGGUUGCAGUGGGUAUUCAGAUGUUCAGGAGAAACAGAAAUGCCUAGAAGCUGGCAUGGUUGACUAUCUCACCAAACCCGUGAUGGAGAAGGAUCUCAUUCAAAUACUACAGAAAUAUUAAUGA